GCGGCGGCUGCGCCGGGCUGUGUGUCUCUCGCCGCCGGAGGAAGAUGAGGCUGAAGAUCGGGUUCAUCUUACGCAGUUUGCUGGUGGUGGGGAGCUUCCUGGGGCUCGUGGUCCUCUGGUCUUCCCUGUCCUCGCGGCCCGACGACCCGAGCCCACGGAGCAGGAUGAGGGAAGACAGAGAUGUCAAUAACCCCAUGCCUAACCGAGGAGGCAAUGGACUAGCUCCUGGGGAUGACAGAUUCAAACCUGUGGUACCAUGGCCUCAUGUUGAAGGAGUAGAAGUGGACUUAGAGUCUAUUAGAAGAAAAAACAAGGCCAAAAAUGAACAGGAACGUCAUGUUGGCGGCGAUUCCCAAAAAGACAUAAUGCAGAGGCAGUACCUUACAUUUAAGCCUCAGACAUUCACCUACCAUGAUCCUGUGCUACGCCCAGGGGUCCUCGGGAACUUUGAACCCAAAGAACCUGAGCCUCACGGAGUGGUCGGAGGCCCUGGAGAGAAAGCCAAGCCAUUGGUUUUGGGACCAGAAUACAAACAAGCAGUUCAAGCCAGCAUUAAGGAGUUUGGAUUUAACAUGGUGGCAAGUGACAUGAUCUCACUGGACCGCAGCGUCAAUGACUUACGACAAGAAGAAUGCAAGUAUUGGCAUUAUGAUGAAAACCUGCUCACUUCCAGCGUCAUCAUUGUCUUCCAUAAUGAAGGAUGGUCAACUCUCAUGAGGACAGUCCAUAGUGUCAUCAAAAGAACACCAAGGAAGUAUUUAGCAGAAAUUGUGUUAAUUGAUGAUUUCAGCAAUAAAGAACACUUAAAAGAAAAACUGGAUGACUACAUAAAGCUGUGGAAUGGCCUUGUGAAAGUUUUUCGAAAUGAGAGGAGAGAGGGUUUAAUCCAGGCUCGAAGCAUCGGUGCACAGAAGGCUAAACUCGGACAGGUUUUGAUAUACCUUGAUGCCCACUGUGAGGUGGCAGUUAACUGGUAUGCUCCACUUGUAGCUCCCAUAUCUAAGGACAGAGCUACAUGUACUGUGCCUCUAAUAGAUUACAUAGACGGGAAUGAUUAUUCCAUUGAGCCACAGCAAGGUGGGGAUGAAGAUGGUUUUGCCAGAGGGGCCUGGGACUGGAGUUUGCUAUGGAAACGUAUUCCACUAAGCCACAAGGAAAAGGCCAAAAGAAAACAUAAAACUGAACCUUAUCGGUCUCCAGCUAUGGCUGGUGGAUUAUUUGCCAUUGAAAGAGAGUUCUUCUUCGAACUGGGUCUCUAUGAUCCUGGUCUCCAAAUCUGGGGUGGUGAAAACUUUGAAAUAUCAUACAAGAUCUGGCAGUGCGGUGGCAAAUUAUUAUUUGUCCCUUGUUCCCGUGUUGGGCACAUCUACCGUCUUGAGGGCUGGCAAGGAAAUCCUCCACCCCUGUAUGUUGGGUCUUCUCCAACUCUUAAGAAUUACGUUAGAGUUGUAGAAGUCUGGUGGGAUGAAUAUAAAGAAUAUUUCUAUGCUAGCCGUCCUGAGUCAAAGGCACUGCCCUAUGGAGAUAUAUCUGAGCUGAAGAAAUUUCGAGAAGAUCACAACUGCAAAAGUUUCAAAUGGUUUAUGGAAGAAAUAGCUUAUGACAUCACUGCCCACUACCCUUUGCCACCCAGAAAUGUUGAGUGGGGAGAAAUCCGAGGCCUUGAGACUGCAUACUGCAUUGAUAGCAUGGGGAAAACAAACGGAGGCUUCGUGGAACUUGGACCCUGCCAUAGGAUGGGCGGGAACCAGCUUUUCCGAAUCAAUGAAGCAAAUCAGCUCAUGCAAUAUGAUCAGUGUUUGACAAAAGGGCCGGAUGGAACCAAAGUCAUGAUAACACACUGUAACCUAAAUGAAUUUAAGGAAUGGCAGUACUUCAAGAACCUGCACAGGUUUUCUCACAUUCCUUCAGGCAAGUGCUUAGAUCGCUCAGAGGUCCUGCAUCAAGUGUUCAUCUCCAACUGUGACUCCGGUAAAACUACUCAGAAGUGGGAAAUGAAUAACAUUCAUAGUGUUUAAGAAGAAUCAAAGACGCCAACAAUCUACCUACUGACAAGGACACUUAGAGAGGACUGAAAACCGCCUGGAACCUGCUGCAACCAGUAUCAUCAGUUCUGUCCAGCUCCAAACUUGGAAGCUCUCAAUCGGUUGGAAGGAUAUUGAUAAACUGUGAUUUUACAAUAACAUUAUCAUCUGCAGUUACUGUUUACAAAACUGCUUUUACCUUAAACUCUGUAGAUGUUUACAUCGUUUGUUUCGUUUUAUGAUGAUGUUGGUAAUCUGUGCCUUUAACUCGGUUUCCAGACUGAGUUAAAGCAUAUGUUGUCUUCUUUGGGAAUACACUCAGGGGUCUGAAAGGCAGUUUGGUUUUUUUUGUUGUUGUUGUUUUUUAACACACUUGAAAAAAAAAAAAAAAAAGGAAAGGUUGGAGUAACCAGACUUUCAUAUAUGACUUGGUGGUUAUCAACCUGCUGUGUCUUUAUUUAAUUUUACAUCUUCUGGAAGCACCGCCAUGGGCUGUUAGCCACGGUGGCCUUCUUUCAGUCGUGCUGCUUGUUUGAAAGGUGAAUUUCAACACAUUUAGUGCCUCUUUCAUUUCUCACUAUAUUUUUGAGAGCUUCUAGUGAAAUCUAUGAUGGUAGCAGUGGGUGGACUGUCACCUGUGUGAGAAAUGCGUCUGUUACUCAGACAUGGAUUUCUGGGCUGCCAGUGGCUCCCAAGUGGAAUGUGGUAUAGCUGCAACAAGAAUGACAGUGGGGACCAUCUCAAGGCCAUUGCAUAGGGCUUGAAGAUUCUGGGGCAUUAACCCCCUUGCCUGCUAGUAUUCUCAGUGCCCUUUGUUCACACCAACUUCUAGGCUAGCAAAGGGGUCUUCCUGCUAAAGAAAAAUUGGCCACGUAUAUUUUGCAUCCACUUUCCCCAGUAUCUUUCACUAUAGAAAACUAGAAAUAAUUCUCAGUUUCAAAGUUGAAAAGGGGAUUGAGGACAGGGUAACAACACAAUAAAGCCCUAGUGUGAACAACUUCAAAGUUGGUUCUGAGGUAAGAAUUCUCAAGCCCUUGAUAGAUAGAAGCCUUAGAAAACUGCAGUGCAGCGAAAGCUGUGAAACCAAGAUGAGUUGACACUUCAUUUGUCUUCAUUCAAAUGAAACUCCAUGCAUAUUUUUUUUUAAUUUAGGAAAAUUAGUAUCUAAUUUUCUACUCUUAGAUCUUAUUAUCUAAGAAUACAGAUCAUCAACAAAUGUGAACUAUGAUCUGCUAAGUUAGAUGUUAGUUCUGUAGGGCUCCAUAAUUUCAUUUUUAGGAAAUAUAAUUUUCUUUAAUAUUCACCAGUAAAAAGAAGAUGUAACUUGAACAUUUGUUAAAACAAUACCUACUUUAAGAACCAAAUGUUGCAAACUUUAAUAGGAAGUCUAUUAACCCCCAAAAUUAAAAUGUCUACACUGAGUGCCAAAAAGGAAAGAGAAGAAAAAAAACAAUGUGAUAAGAGGGGGACAAGUAAAUUAAGCAUUUUUGAUCUUGUAAUCAUGGUAUCAAUGAAAAAAAUUAACAAACUACUGCCAGAAGGAAAUUUUUUCAUUAAAGCUUAAAAAAGGAAAAGAAAAAAAAAAGCCUACAUUUGUUUAGAAUAGCUUACAAUUUUUCUUCCAACCUUAGUUCUUUAAUUUGGACAAUAAAAAUUAAACAUCCUGAAAUAGUUUUAUUUAUAAUUUUGAAUUAUCAGUUUGUAUUUUGCUACUGAUCUGUGAUCAACUAUUUAAACUUUCAUCUCUAGAGAUAUUUAAAAAAAGAAAUGCAUUUAUAUGCUUAUAUAAUUGCAAAUAAAUCCACUAUAAAAAAGGAAACUAAGAGAAUUACUUGUGUUUGAAAUUGACACCAUUUUUUCCAUGUUAAAUAGAUUUUAACCUUAUAUCUAUGCAUAGGCAAAGAAAGAUGGCACACGAACUGUGCAUGUAAUUUUAUGGGUAAAUUGUUUUAGUACAGUUCGUUAGGAUACUGUAUGAACAUGAUUCUAUAUAUUGAAAUCAGAAACCUUACCACACAUGACAACAUCAGAAGCUGCCGCCAUAAUAACUAUUUUGUACUUCAGGCCGCUUUGGAAAUAAUCCCCAUAUCCUUGCUUUGUAAGUUGAUAAUAUCACUAUGCAUUUCUACACAUUUUAUAAAUUUGAUUUAUGCAGAUUUUGAUACACUGUAUGUUUCUGUAGAAAUUGUACAAAUAUUCAGAAUUUUAUUAGGGUAAACUUGAGAAGCUUAUGUAUAUCUUAAUUCUGGGUUGCUUGUUUUUUAGGUGAAAAAAAUAAAAUAUUGUAUUUUAA
Psammomys obesus (fat sand rat) is the source of this 4317-nucleotide messenger RNA. It is a transcript of the gene Galnt7, whose product is annotated as polypeptide N-acetylgalactosaminyltransferase 7. The record is from RefSeq and is a predicted model, not a curated record. The coding region runs from base 45 to 2018 and encodes 657 amino acids. The transcript has 12 exons. Gene Ontology annotation, cellular component: Golgi apparatus. Lineage: Eukaryota; Metazoa; Chordata; Mammalia; Rodentia; Muridae.